GCGCGUGCGCCCCACCGGGCGUCAUGCAGGCCGCCGCCCCGAGCGACGAGCCCCGCGAGCGCGGCACCCCCGACGUGUGGUCCGUGGACCUGCCUGCGAGGCCGCGGUCCGCGCCGGCCUUCGACCAGGAGCCCGACGCCUACGGCAGGACCGCGGAGGAGGUGCUUGAGGACUUCGCGUCGGGCGGCGCGGCCGCAGAG
This is a messenger RNA of Prorocentrum cordatum, 200 nucleotides long. The record is from the annotation of a GenBank genome assembly. NCBI's taxonomy places the organism in Eukaryota, Dinophyceae, Prorocentrales, Prorocentraceae.